GGCAGGACUUGCAAAAGCACACUUUCCUGAAUCACAAGUGGAAGUAUCACAAUAUCACUAUUCCAACGAUGAAAACUGCGCUGGUGCUGUUUGCCCUCGUGGCCGCGUCUACGGCAUUCAAGAUCCCGAAUAUCGGCAGAGGCGAGCUCGCAAAGGAACUUCAGGAUUUCGCGGACAUCAUACCGGAGGAAGAGAUACUCGGGGUCACCCUUCAAUAUUUGUCUGAAGAUGUCGAGUUCCAGAAAAUGAUUAUGUAUCUACAAUCCGCAGAAUUCAAGGAAUUGGUGAGAGAUGUCGAAGCUCUUCGUGAAAUUAAAACUUUGAUGGACUAUGUUCAUCAUGCCGGUGUUGAUAUCUACUACUUGGUGAACAUACUAAACGAUUUCAUCGGCCUGCCCCGUCUCACUGCUCCGGAAACCUUCCGCAUUGGCGAACAGAUCACUGGUGGGAUCAACGGAUACUUCAAGGACAUCGAGGCCUUGAUUCCUGUAGAAGAAAUCAAGGCUCUUUACAAGAAAAAACUGGCAGAAUCCGAGGUGUUCCGUAAUUUCAUAGCUCAGCUGUCGUCUGAGAAUUUCCAGAACAUCGUCAACAAGGUCUAUGCCAACCAGAAAUUCCAAACGCUCUUGCAGCAUGCUAAGAAAGCUGGUGUCGAUCUUGAACGUAUCAAGGACUUGCUGAAGAAGAUUCUCAACAUUGACGUUCCCUCUAACUUUGUCUUCUACAGAAAUUAUUAAAUAUUACUGAAAAAUCUGCAGAUUUCUGUUUAUUGUUAAAUGUAUCAAUUCCUAUUUUCGGCCUUGUAAUAAUGUGUACUUCACUUGUGUAAAAUAAUAAAUACGAAAUUUUCUAGUA
Ooceraea biroi (clonal raider ant) is the source of this 855-nucleotide messenger RNA. RefSeq lists its product as uncharacterized. The record is from RefSeq and is a predicted model, not a curated record. NCBI's taxonomy places the organism in Eukaryota, Metazoa, Arthropoda, Insecta, Hymenoptera, Formicidae.